Messenger RNA from Athalia rosae (coleseed sawfly), 6377 nucleotides. Its product is annotated as putative mediator of RNA polymerase II transcription subunit 26. The record is from RefSeq and is a predicted model, not a curated record. NCBI's taxonomy places the organism in Eukaryota, Metazoa, Arthropoda, Insecta, Hymenoptera, Athaliidae. The transcript has a single exon. The coding region runs from base 644 to 2569 and encodes 641 amino acids.
UGUCGGCGCGCGCGACUCUCCGAACCUCAGUGUCGUUCGGGACGCCACUGCGCAAGGUCGUCUCGUAGAGGUUUGUUCGCGUUCGACUUCAUAAUCCUCCUCUUCCUCUCUCUCAGUAUUCGAGGAUCAGUCGGUCGUCCAGGACCCGAAUGGCUGGAGUCGAUUAUUUGGAAUUUUCAUAACCGAGAUAGUUGACCAGCAGCUUAGAUCACCGCUUUGGAAAGGUGGAUAUCGACUCGAAGUCACCUCAUCCGAGUCGAUCGGUGGGAACUAGGUAGAUCAGCACCUCGUUGACCUAGUUAAGAAAUGCGUAAAUAUCGCGCGGAUUGAGUGAACCGUUCCUCCGAUUCGUCCGACAUGGAACUGGUGGUUUUCGUAUCCGGUGGAGAAAUCGGAUAACCGAUACAAGUCUGGAUAACGAUCGUCGAUCAGUACCUUCGUGAUUACAGUGCGAUAAUAGACUGUGGGGAUUUUGUAAUCAAGUUAUUGCUUGCGGUGAAACGAUUCACACCUUUGUAAUCUGGUGCGGGGCAAAUCCAGCGGAAUGAAAAAGUUCACGAGUCUCGGAUAAACUGGAAUAUCUUUUGACGGACAAUAUCACGUAAUCAUAAACAUAAAUUGGUACGGGAGUAUCGACGGUAAGAUGAGCCCGACCUCCCAGGGCGCUUUGGAGGUAGAAAGAUACAUCGGAAGCUGUUUGAUAUCGUCGAACGCGCGACCCGCGAUACACAAAAGCGUGAAAAAACAAGAGCAACAAAUCGCCCGGGGUAAACCGAGGUAUCCCCAAACUUACGGGACAACCAACGGCAACGAUCAGUGUCAGGUGCAAUAUGUCGCACCGGCCGGAUGGCAGGGUGCUCCUCUCAUCUCGAUGACCUCUUCUCCCAGACGGAAUAAUCAUAGGUCGUCACCUGCUCCUAUCCAACAACAACAACAACAACAACAACAGCACCAACAAUCGCAACAACAGCAACAGCAAGAACAACAGCAGCUACAACUGCAGGUUCAGCAACAACAGCAGCAACAUCUAGUUGGCGAUACCGAUCAAGGAAACAUCCAUCAACGAAGCCCGUUAUCGCGGCUGGCCAUACACACUCAGGGUGCUCCGCUUAUACUGUCGGGUCGAUUUCACGCCCGGGGUAAAAUCCACAACGGUAACGCCGGAAACGCGAACAACAACGGCAAUAACAAUCCCAACAACAACAACAACAACAACAACAUCAACAACAGCAUUGGGAACGGCAACAACAGCGUUGUUGCAGGCGGUGUUGGUAACACGAGUCUUGGAAACGGAUCUCGGUAUCUACCACCGAAGUUUCAGCGAAGUGUUCCGGGUGACCAAUUGAAGAAAGGUAGCAAUUUGAAAGAAGUACAAACGGGCAAGGACAUCAACGGAGGCAACGUGGCCAGUAUAGACUCCCUGAGUGUGGCGAGUGACGAGAGUUCUGGAUCCAACAAUUCCGAGAAUAGCUUGCCGAGGAUCAUAAAGCCAAGAAAGCGUAGAAAGAAGGAUCGGAAACCCCCGAACGUGACGACGGAAAUUUCAAAAUCUGAAGAACUCACCUGUAACACCGUCUCGGAAACGUCUAGCAUAGUCACCCUGAAACCGUACGUGCCGGUAUGCUACGAACGGUUCGAACCCCACCGGACACCGUCUUCGGGUGGCCAAAGAAGACUACCCUCAUCGACCAGAGAAAGUUACUCUUCCGGACGACCUCAUUUGACACAGGAGAUCGUUGACACCAGGCAAAGAUACCACCGACACCUCUUCAAGGUCCUCGACAACAACAGGAACGUUGUCGCUUUGCCGCCGAGUCGAAUUCAGCAAAACAACGUCGAUUCGAGACUCUACCGGAAUUCGGGUCAUCAACUGGUCCACGUGGUUGCUGACGGCAGUAACGAGGCGACGACGAGAUGCGAGGACGGCGUUUUCGAGGGACCCGGAUCCUGCCAAUGUCGUUACUGCGACCCUUCGGGAUUGAUAUGGGACGUCGAUCAGAACGGUUACUCACCCUACCUUACACCACCGAUGAACGACUUCGCGAGUUCUCAAUUUCCUCGGGUCCCCUUGUUCUUUCCGCAGGGUCUGCCCAGUCAGGAAAAGUCCGUCGAGUAUUUCGAAGAACCACCUGCCACCGUUUCCAACUCGUUUUACCUGGAACGGGAGAACGCAGCGUUGCGACGAAGCUGGAGUGACCCCACGAGCUUCUUCAGCGAUGAAAUUACGACGCCGAACAGGAGCGUCGGUGUUAUCGGUGACAGAGCUCCGGUCGAAACUGGACGAGGGAAGCGACCGACCUCCUGGAGGAGCUGGAGUUCCCCUGGAACGAAUUCGACGACAUCCGGAACGUCUCAAGGACUCGAGGUAUCGACGGAGAUCGUCACCUCGCCCAACGGUCACCGCGAUCUCGAGAUCAAAUUCUAUUCCUCGUCACCGCCGACGGCCAAUCAGGAGGACGAAAAAUCGGAUUUUGGAUUUCCGGACAACGAGGAUUUCAGCGACAUUUGGAGCUACCACGAGUCGAAACUUCAACAGGAUCUUCGCACGCUACUCCAAGCGGAGGAGUGAGUGAUCAGUGAUCAGUGAGUUAGUGGUUUUUAAUGAUUCACUGUAAUUGCGGGGAUGACGUGCCGCCGAUAUCAAGUGGAAGCUAUCCGAAUCAGUGAACGCACGGCUGUUAUUCAAAGCUGAUGAACUUGCUGAUCGGCUCGGUACUUUUCUGUGCUACAUGAAAGUGUCGUCGAUAGUCGGAACGCCUGGCCGUCAGAAUCCCCCAACGUUUGUCGGACUCCUUUCCAUGCUAAAGGACUGUCCGAUCGUGUUAUCGCAUCAAGCGUGAUUACGACAGACGAGCUAAGAAUCCGAAUGAAUAUUCCAUGAACCUCUGCAGUCACACGUGACUGAAGCUAUGGACGGACGCGGAGAAAAUCAGAGGGCGAGAACAGGCGGGGCAAGGCGAGGCAAGAGAAAAAAAAUUUUGAAACUAAAAAAAAAAAAAAAAAAAGGAAAGACUUGAAAUAAAAACAGCGGUGAAACGUAAAAUACAACUCGGAGAAAGAAAGAGAAAAAGGAACUCGUAACGGUGCAAGUACGUGAGCUGGUUGUCGACGAGUCACGUAUAUCGCUUACACUCGUCGGGGUACUCGCCGAUUACAUGCUGCACCUAGACGACUCAGCAUGCGGGGUACGCAAACGAAACGUAACUUUAACGUAAGGCGUAACGUGCGCGUAACGUACGCGUAAUACCGUAUACUACCUUGGUACCGUAAACUGCGAUGUGUUACGUCCACUAAAACCGGGCUAUAGUACGGCUACUUCCGGUUACCUUAUCGUUUUUUACCUCUUGUUCUUUUUGUCCAAUUGAACCGUCAACUUGACCGAGGUAACCGACACGAUGAACUCUACCUGAUGUGCACGUCGAUUGUAAAAAUUCCGCUCCGCUCCUUCUCCUCCUCCCCGUCAUCCGGCUGUUAUUCUUCUUCGCGUUCGUCGGUUGGUCAGCGACUCGCUGAGAAUCAUAUUUAACAUAUUAAAAAAAAAAGACCGGUAAAGGACUCGCGGAGAAGGGUACGGGGAGGAAAAAAAGAGGAAAGGAAAAGGAAGGGAGUGCUACUUAUCGUGCUAAUGACCGACGUCGGUGCGAAACCUUGUAAAAGGCGCGCGUCUUCAGGCGUGUACGUACAUCAUCGAGCGACUGCACAAUCGCCCCUUCAACGGCGGCAGCGUGUUAAUAUUGUGCGAAAAGCGUGACGACAUGAUUAAGAAAUGAGAAAUAUCUGGACUCACAGAUAAGCGAUCGUCGUUAGAACGAGGAUCGAAAAAAGAACACGAACAACUUCACCGAUGAUAUGACGGUCUACUUGCUCUUCGGCGCAUCGGAUGCGAGCGUAUCUCUUUGCGCGACGUACCGCGCUACCCCAAUAUACGCAAAUGCAAGAGCAGCGGUGCAUACGACGUGGAACUUCACACCGCUGCCCACACACUCGUUCGCCUCGGGACAUCCAGAUAAUUCCAGCGCAUGUUAACGAUUGCCUAUAAUUUGUUGUAUUAUAUAUAUAUCCAACGAUACCCGUAUAACAUCUGCAACCGAUGUGUGGAGAACGGCUAUUAUCGUCGGUUAACGAAUUAAAACACGUGCAUGUGAAAUUAAACAGUGCGACGACAGAAUUUAUUCGUUCCACGACUCGUGCACACCUGUGUUAUCGAACGUAACGCAGAAAAAGAAGAUGACUAAAAAUGAUUGGACGAAAAAAAAAAAAAUAGACUCCAUCUCAUCAACAGUUCCCCGAUGUUAACAAACUCCGUACGAUCUCGCAACGAUCGUUCGAUUAUGUCUAUAUUUGUAUAGAAAAUCCUAAAAAACAGUCUGUACAUCUAUGUAUUAUCUAUCUACGUACAUAUAUAUAUUAUAUAUAUAUAUAUAUAUUUGCUGUGUGCUGUAUGAUCCGUGUGUUUCACCUUGUGCACGUGUGCGCGCGCGUCUGUCUCUGUCCCUGUAUGUCUCUGUCUGUCUGCCUCUCCGUCUGUCCGUCUGUCUGUGUAACGAGGGGCUGUGCCGCGCACCCCGGGGAUGUUCGGGAAAAGAUGAGGAGGAAGAAGGGUGGGGGGAGGGGGGAGGGAGUCGACCCGGUGUUUGGGUAAGGAUAAUGGUUUUACGUGUGGGUUAUAAAUGGGUCGCCUAUACUACUUGGUUUAGGUCGAGGGAACGGACUCGACGACGCCGGGCGGCGAACGUCGUAGCUGAAAGCCACCGCGUCGAACGACCCACGCAUAUUACGUUGAAACUCGAAAUAACCUUUUCUUAACAGCUUCGAACAAUUUUCACCAACCUUUUACCUUGUCAUCUGAUUCGCGGCUUCAGAGAUCCAAGCUUAUGACGAUACCUCUUUGGUCAUUUUUGUCGUUUGACAUUCAUUUGAGCAGAAAGCACGGGCAGUAGCGUGUAUCGUUGAUCUCGUCGUUUGAUCCGCUAUCUUCUGAUCUAAUUUCGAUUUCCAUGGCGGAUCGCUUGUUCGCUCCAAAGAUUUUUCUGAACUCUAUUGAUUUCGGUUCGCUGAUCUUAUUAUCGUAUCCCGCUGGAUUUCUCAUGACUGUCCAACCGAUGAUCCCUAUUUCACCCGAAUUCUCAAGACUCGAGAAACAGAUCGAAAGUCAUUCCCGGGUUAUUUUUUUUUUUUGGAUCGAAAAUGUCACGCGAUAGUCGCGAUCGAAUAACGAGUAGAACUCGUCGAAUACUUCGUACACGUUGCUCGCGAAAAUCGAAUUGGGAAUAAGAAAGAAAGUGAGAAAAAAAAUACAAAUCACGAAACACGACGGAGAAAAAAAGCUCGGCUCGAAGGUACGCAAGAAAAAUGUCGGGCGAGUUGUACGGAAAAAUUGAGAAACUCGCGUUGAAAAAAGUCCAUAUUUUAGCAUCACCUUUCCAGUAAAACUUUUCACUUCUUAUACGUACAUAACUUACUCGCAUGUGCAGUGCGCCUCGCUGCAGUUUAUAAAAAUCCACCGUAUCCCUCUGGCUCCAAAGAAUCCGACGCAUCGCUGCACCUUUGCUCCUAUAUUUCCGAGUAAACUUUCUUGGGUAAAUAUUUCCGGAGCAAACGUUGAUUUUUAAUUUUUUUUUCCUCCUACCCGCAACAAUUAUCCCCACAACCAGAUCCGUAGGUCCCCGCAGCAGCUUUACGUACGUAUACUUGGUAGAAUCGGAUUUUGUCGACCCACAAUCACAACCACAUAUCGCUCCUAGUCUAAACCCUAUAUCGCUAAUUAAUGUCACGUACAAACCGAGUAUAAACCUACUUGAUUGUGUGCCGCAGGUAAUCACUAUUUAUGUAGGCUGUAAUAUAUAAAUAAACAUAAAUAAAAUUGUGUACUUGCGUAUGCGUGUGUGUUUAUAUGCGUGCGAGUGUGAGAUAAUAAAGUAUUGAAAAUUCAUAAAAAUUAUUACAAUUAUUAAACCUUGACGAUUUUCCAAGAGGAUCUCGUUUGAUUCAUCUUUUUCCUCCCCCCCGCCCCCCUCAAAAGAAAUUCUGGACACGCAUGAUAAGGGGUUAGACAUUUUCGUUACACGGGUUACAUAUUUUACAAAAUUUUGUGUACGUGUGCUUGAAAGUUUUCGGACUUAGAAUGUAAUGGGCGCGUGUGCUUUUAGGAAAAGAAAGAGAGAAAGAAAGAAAGAAAGAAAAAAUUAAAAAUAACCAACCGAAGGCAGUAACAGACUAUCUGCUACAUCAUCGGGGCAAUAGAUACGUAAUAGAGAUGUGUGUGCAAGUUGAUUGCUCUAAUCGCUAUUUAUACCGCUGCCGAUUAUCAUCGACCGCUUGAUACUAUUGAAAUGAAGCGAUAAUGUUUAAUCGACGUCUGCGAUAAAAUUGAAACA